UGGCCUCGGGCAGGGAUGCUGGGCAGUGGUUGGUGAGCAAGUGGGCAGCUGCUGUGUUUGCUGGGCCGGCAGGACGGAGCAGUCUGGAGACAGGCCCCUUCCCGGGCCGGCGAGGAGCCGGGAGUCAUGUGGGUGGCCCUGGGCAUGCUCUGGCUCCUGGCCCUCGGGGGGCCCCACCAGGCUGGGGGCUCCUGCCCCUCUCAGUGCAGCUGCAGCCUCCACAUCCUGGGUGACGGCAGCAAGGCCAGGACGGUGGUGUGCAGCGACCCCGACAUGACCCUGCCGCCCGUGGCCCUGCCCGCGGACACGCGCCGCCUACGCCUGGAGCGCACGGCCGUGCGCAGGCUGCCCGCCGAGGCUUUCCGCGCGCUGGGCCGCCUGGAGCAGCUCUGGCUGCCCUACAACGCGCUGGGCGAGCUCAGCGCGCUCCUGCUGCGCGGCCUGCGGCGCCUGCGCGAGCUCCGGCUGCCGGGGAACCGCCUGGCUGCCUUCCCCUGGGCUGCGCUCCGGGAUGCCCCCCAGCUGCGGCUGCUGGACCUGCAGGCCAACCGCCUGGCCGCCGUGCCCGCCGAGGCCGCGCGCUUCCUGGGCAACCUCACCUUCCUGGACCUCUCCAGCAACCAGCUGCUGAGGCUGCCGCAGGAGCUGCUGCUUGCCUGGGCGCAGCUGAAGAGCGGGCCCUUCCUGCCCGGCCUCCACGCCAGGCUGGUCCUAGGGCUGCAGGACAACCCCUGGGCCUGCGACUGCCGACUCUACGACCUGGUCCAUCUCCUGGACGGCUGGGCCCCCAACUUGGUCUUCAUCGAGGCCACACUGAGGUGCGCCAGCCCACGCAACCUGGCCGGAGUGGCCUUUAGCCAGCUGGAGCUGAGGAAGUGCCAAGGGCCAGAGCUCCGUCCAGGGAUGACCAGCAUCAGGUCCCCUCUGGGCGGCUCCGUACUGCUGCGUUGUGGAGCCACCGGGGUCCCUGGGCCUGAGAUGAGCUGGAGAAGGGCCAGUGGGCGCCCACUCAAUGGCACAGUGCACCAGGAAAUCUCCAGCGACGGCUCAAGCUGGACUCUCCUGGACCUGCCCGCCGUGUCACACUUCGAUGCCGGAGACUAUGUCUGCCAGGCCAAGAACUUCCUGGGGGCCUCGGAGACGCUCAUCUCUGUGAUUGUCACUGAACCCCAGACUCCCACAGAGGACAGCGCAAGCCCAGGGGAGCGGUGGACAAGGACAGGCGUCGAGGGAGAGGCGGCCGCAUACAACAACAAACUGGUGGCCAGGCAUGUGGCCCAUGCACCGGAGCCCGCCGUGCUGGCCGCGGGGCCCUCUGCACCCCGCACAAAGGGCGAGCUGGACCUGCAGCACCUCCAGGUGGACGCACUCAGCGAGCUGCAGGAUGGGCAGGAGGCGCACGUGGUGAGGUCGCUUAAGGUGGUGGGGGACACCUACGACAGCGUGUCCCUGGUGUGGAAGGCGCCCCAGGCUGGGAACGCAACCGCCUUCAGCGUCCUUUACACCGUCUUCGGGCAGCAUGACAUGCAGCGGGUGACCGUGCAGCCAGGCGUGACCAGCGCCACCAUCCAGGGGCUGGUGCCCAAGACCAAGUACGUGGCGUGCGUGUGCGCGCGGGGCCAGACGCCGCGCAAGGAGCAGUGCGUCAUCUUCUCCACCGACGCGGUGGUGGACGCCGAGGACACCCAGCGGCUCAUCAACGUGGUGGUGAUCAGCGUGGCGGCCACCAUCGCCCUGCCGCCCACGCUGCUCGUGUGCUGUGGGGCGCUGCGCAGGCGCUGCCACAAGUGCCGCGCGCGGGGCUCCGGGGAGGCGGCGGGCUCCUACGUGCACCUGGAGAGGCUGGCUCGCGGGGAAGACGGCUCCGAGACGCUGUCGCGGCAGAGCCUCAGUGGGGAGGCCGACAGGCUUCUCUCUGCGCGCUCCAGCCUGGACUCGCAGGCGGGCAGGCGCAUCAAUGAGUACUUUUGCUGAUGCCACCAGCCGCUGCGCCCGGAUGGCUGGGACCCACAGUCCCGCCACCAACUGCUGAGGCUUACAAAAUGCUUCCUGGGUUCCUGGAGGUGUUCUUCGCUCUUUAUCUUAACUCGUGUGACCUAUAACAACCAUUUGUAAAAGGCACCACUUUUUCCUCCCUUUUCCUGGAGGAGAAACAGGAGGUUAAGCAAUGUAUGUGUGUCGGUCAGUUUUGCUGUGUAACAAAUAAAAGCAAAAGCUCUGUGGUUACACUUAC
Molecule: messenger RNA, 2233 nt
Organism: Cavia porcellus (domestic guinea pig)
Lineage: Eukaryota; Metazoa; Chordata; Mammalia; Rodentia; Caviidae
Gene: Lrit1
Product: leucine rich repeat, Ig-like and transmembrane domains 1
Exons: 4
Coding region: 127-1974 (615 amino acids)
Cellular component (GO): endoplasmic reticulum membrane
Molecular function (GO): protein binding
Source: RefSeq, a predicted model, not a curated record